Messenger RNA from Taeniopygia guttata (zebra finch), 3314 nucleotides. It is a transcript of the gene IRX4, whose product is annotated as iroquois homeobox 4. Gene Ontology annotation, biological process: cell development; regulation of transcription by RNA polymerase II; neuron differentiation. Gene Ontology annotation, cellular component: nucleus. Lineage: Eukaryota; Metazoa; Chordata; Aves; Passeriformes; Estrildidae. The record is from RefSeq and is a predicted model, not a curated record. Gene Ontology annotation, molecular function: DNA-binding transcription factor activity, RNA polymerase II-specific; RNA polymerase II cis-regulatory region sequence-specific DNA binding.
GGGUCGGGUAGAAGGGGGUGUUGGAAGUUAGAGAUGGGAUCAAAGUAUUUUUAACGUGAAAAGUCACAUCUUUUCCAUCAUUCCCCGGAAGACGCUUGUAGGGUUUUCUACCUGUAAUCACACGCCUGGAAUAAAAGCCGAAAAGAAAAGGAGGAUUGCUUAUUAUGUGCUUUAUUGUCAGCGUUAGCGCUAAUUUUAACUGUUGAUUAAAUCUUAAAUGAAGACUCAGUCGUGUGUCCCUUCAUAUGUCUUGUUUGUAAUUGAGACUAAUUAUUACUGUGGGGUGGGAAGAAGCAGCUGCUCAUUAAUUAAUUUCUAAUUAAAAGUGCUUACUAGCCUUUCAGUGACUAAGGAAGGUGGGGAAAAUAGCUGAUACAACAUUGAUCCUUCAGAUUAAAAACAUUCAUUUCCUUCCCUUGCCCCCAGAAAUAUAUGUGUUGCAAGCAGGCGUUGCUGCUACCGAAGAGCUUCCCAAACUUUUCUCCCGUUAGGCAGGCUAAAGGCGAUGCUGGAGAGUCUAUUUGCCAUGCCAGGGGAAAGAUUCCCGAAAAUGAGUGUUAAACUUACAGGCAGGUUAAUUUGAGUAGGUUUUGCGUGACGUCAGAGGGUCGGCUCUUUUAAAACAACGUGCUUGUGAGCUGAUGCAUUUGUAUCACUUUUCUUCUUCCCACCUUUUAUUUUUCUGUGGGUGCAAAGUAUUUAUUUUUGCUGUCACGUCUGUCAGCCUUGGAGCCUACAUGCGACAAUUAUUUCUGUGUCGUAGCUGUAGCGGGGAAGGUGCUAAAAUCGCCGUACAUAUUUAAAAGGAAAAAAAGAAAGUUUAAGUUUUCAUGUAAAUAAAUUAAAUGUGGUUUUCUGCUUCGUCCUAUAAGCAUCUAGGGACCUGUGGUUACCAAUCAGUUGGUACAACAGAACAGAGCCAGGCUGCAAUAGCGUGCAGAUCAGACGCCUCGCCUUGUUUCUAGAUAACUGGGAGCCUCUGUACCAUGUCCUAUCCUCAGUUUGGCUACCCUUACUCCUCUGCACCCCAGUUCCUGAUGAGCACCAACUCCCUGACGACCUGCUGCGAGUCCAGCAGCCGGACGCUGGCUGAGACGGGGGCGGCCGCCUCCGCCCAGACCCCCGUGUACUGCCCGGUGUACGAGAGCCGCCUGCUCGCCACCGCCCGACACGAGCUCAACUCCGCCGCCGCCCUGGGGGUCUACGGCGGACCCUACGCCGGGCCCCAGGGCUAUGGAAACUACGUGACCUACGGUACCGAGGCUCCCGCCUUCUACUCCUUGAACAGUUUGGAGGCGAAGGACGGGAGCGGCUCUGCGCAUGCGGGCAUCGCCCCGGCGGCUGCCUACUACCCCUACGAUCACACCCUCAGCCAGUACCAGUACGACAGGUACGGGACGAUGGACGGCGGGACGCGGAGGAAAAACGCCACCCGAGAGACGACCAGCACACUGAAGGCCUGGCUGCAGGAGCAUCGCAAGAACCCCUACCCCACCAAGGGCGAGAAGAUCAUGCUGGCCAUCAUCACCAAGAUGACCCUCACCCAGGUCUCCACCUGGUUCGCCAACGCCCGCCGGCGGCUCAAGAAGGAGAACAAGAUGACCUGGCCCCCGCGGAACAAGUGCUCUGACGAGAAGCGGCCCUAUGAGGAAGAGGAGGAGGAGGAGGAGGAGGGUUCGCAGGAAGAGGCGAUGAAGAGCGGGAAAGCCGAGGAACCCACGGGCAAGGAGGAGAAGGAACUGGAGCUCAGCGACCUGGAGGACUUGGACGCCGCCGAGUCGGAGAGCUCGGAGUGCGAGCUGAGGCGGCCCUUCCCACACUCGCUCCCGCAUCCGCACCCGGUCCCGCUCCCGCUCCCGGGCGGCAGCCACCCGCCGCGGGCCGCCGAGCUCCCCGCCAAGAUGCCGACGCCGGCUGCCGCCAGGGAGGAGGAGGAGGAGGAGGAGGCGGUGGCAGAGCGGGCGCGGAGCUGCCUGAAGACGGCAGCGGAGGAGUGCGGCCCCGACCCGCUGGGCGCUCGGCAGCGCGGCUGCGAGUCCAAGAUGUGCUUCCAGCAGGGGCAGCAGCUGCUGGAGGCGAAGCCCAGGAUUUGGUCCCUGGCGCACACUGCCACCUCCCUCAACCAGGCCGAAUACCCCUCCUGCAUGCUGAAACGGCCGGGGGGCUCGGCCGCCGCCGCCGCUCCCGCCCCGGUCAGCGUCAUGGACAGGCACCAGGACUCGCCGGUCACCAACCUCAGGAACUGGGUGGACGGGGUGUUUCACGACCCCCUGUUCAGGCACAGUACUUUAAAUCAAGCCCUGAGCAACACAACAGUUUCCUGGGCUACCACCAAAGGAGCCAUUCUGGAAACGGGCGCCUUGGGACGCGCGGUGGGGAACGGCGCCAAUGUGCUCAAGGGGCAGCUCUCAAACCUGGCCCACCAUGACUCAAACAAAGAGUUUCUGGCGUUUCCCAAAUCAGGAAGCAAAAUGUUUUGUUCCUAACAGGCCCGCCGAGGGGCAAAGGACUUUCUAACGCUUGAAGAGUCAGCUACACUGAAAAGAGACUUGCAAGAGUUUAAAUUUAAAUAUAAAACUUUUUCUUUUUCUUUUUUUUUCUUUCUUUUUUUUUUUUUUUUUUUAACAAGCAACAUAAACGAGGAUUUAUUCAGUUUGCUCAGUUCAACGGAAAGACUUUGCUCAUUGCUGUUCUGAACAUUUUCUCCUGGCUGCGACUUUAAGGGAUCAAUGUCCAAUGUCGUGAAAGUUAUUUAAUUCCGUGUCCAAAAAGCACGUACUAUAGUGUAGACCUACUUUAAAAGUUUACAUCCGAAAGUUUACAAACGGGAAAUUUUAAUUCAGAUUUAAUUUAAGGCAUGCCGACAUUAGUUGUAAAGACUUUUCGAGAGUUUUUCCUCCUGAUUUCCUUGUUAGCAUAUAAUUCACAAACAGCACUUCUACUAAGUUUACACCUACUGCACAAAUUUAUCUUGACAAAAAAAAUAUGUUAAAAGGUAUGCUCACUCCAAUAAAUUGUCUGUUUCAGAGGUAACACAAGUGGUGGCGUUUUGCAUUGGGCAACAAACAACUUCUAUGUUUCAAAUUCCCCCUCGGAGCCGAACCCGGUAAUUCCAAGGACUGUCAACAGGCUGCCGGGAAUGGGGAAGAGAGGCUCAGCGCAGCGCUGCCGCGGCACUGAGGACGGAGGCACGCUGCGCGCAGGAGGGAUGCUGGGCUGCGCUCCGCGCCGGCCGUGCCUCCGCGGGGCAGCGCCGGGCCCUCGCCGCCUCCCGGGCCGACAGCGGGGGCUCCGGCAGCCCGCCGAGGCCCGGU